Molecule: messenger RNA, 1071 nt
Organism: Capronia epimyces CBS 606.96
Lineage: Eukaryota; Fungi; Ascomycota; Eurotiomycetes; Chaetothyriales; Herpotrichiellaceae
Exons: 1
Coding region: 1-1071 (356 amino acids)
Molecular function (GO): oxidoreductase activity
Source: RefSeq, a predicted model, not a curated record
AUGGCGUCUCCACAAGUGCCAUCGACGAUGCGCGCCUGGCAGUACACCCAAACCCACGGAGGAUUGGAGAGGAAUCUGACCUUGAACACGGCGGCGGCGCUCCCACCCCACGACGCCAAAACGCUCGGCCAGGAUAGAGUGCUGGUACAAAUUCUCGCGACGUCUCUAAACCCGGUAGACUACAAGUUCGCCGAGUUGCCUGUGGUCGGGCGUCUGAUGAUCAAGAAACCCGCUUCGCCGGGGUUAGAUUUCGCGGGACGGGUGGCAGCCCCGGGAGGAGGCGAGCUAGCAACAUCGACGCUAGUCUUUGGCCGCCUCGACGCACCCGGGCAGUUUGGCACCCUGGCCGAGUAUACGGUGGCACGGAAGCAAGCGCUCGCAGUGUUGCCAGAGGGCGUCAGCGCCCAGGACGCCGCAUGUGUAGGCACUGCAGGGCUCACGGCUUAUCAAUGCAUCAUACCGAAUGUGACAAGAGGGCAGGGCACUAGAGUGUUUAUCAAUGGUGGAAGCGGUGGCACGGGUGUCUGGGGCAUUCAGAUUGCAAAGGCAGUGGGGUGCUAUGUGGUCACGAGCUGUUCCGGACGCAAUGUCGAGCUGUGCAAGUCGCUGGGGGCGGACGAGGUGCUUGAUUACACGAGCGAGGACAUUGUCGAGGUCUUGAGGAAGAAGGCGUUGUCCACCUCAGAAGCGAACCAAGGCAGGUUUGAUCUGAUUGUGGACAACGUUGGCUCGCACGACACACUGUACCAGCACUGUCAUGAGUUCACGACGCCCGAGGCGAAAUACGUGCAAGUGGGGAUGGAGGUGUCAUGGCAGGCUGUGCUCAAGCUGGUGAGCCGGUCCGUCUGGCCGGGGUUUCUGGGUGGUGGGAAGCGCAGAUAUCAAUUUUUGGCCGUCUCCGGAGACGCUACCCAGCUGGAAGAGAUUGGGAAGUGGAUGCAUGAAGGAAAGGUCAAGGCGGUAUCGGAUGAGGUGUUUCGGAUGGAUGAUGCCCCCAAAGCGUUCGAAAAGCUCAAAACAAACCACGCACGGGGCAAGAUUGUGGUUGCAGUGAGCGAAGGGGACAAAUGA